Juglans microcarpa x Juglans regia is the source of this 3642-nucleotide messenger RNA. RefSeq lists its product as uncharacterized. The record is from RefSeq and is a predicted model, not a curated record. The coding region runs from base 1026 to 2786 and encodes 586 amino acids. Lineage: Eukaryota; Viridiplantae; Streptophyta; Magnoliopsida; Fagales; Juglandaceae. The transcript has 11 exons. Gene Ontology annotation, molecular function: protein binding.
CAGCUUCCUUCUCGUCUAACUCCCCAGUUCUCAUACUUCAUCUUCCUCCGUAGAUUUCUUCACCUCAGGAACGUCGUGUGACAGUGCCUUCUACACCAACCAAAACCGUCAGUCUCGACCGCCACUCUCGCAUCUGUCUCCACCCGUCGUCCACGAAGAAAACACGCACUUCUCCAGCUCUUUUUUAUCUGUCUCUGUCUCUGUCUCUGUCUCUCUCUGUUUGUUUCUUAGGAAUUUCUUCAAAUUUCUGAAUAGUUGAUAACAUUUGGGUUUUUGUUUUUUACAAAUCCCAGUACAAAACUUUCUAAUAGUCUGAGAAGAUUGUCCGGCGCAGCCACGGUUUCUCUUUCUCUCUCUCUCUCUGACGGGUUCAUUAAAUCAUGAUUCAUUAGUUUAUUUUGUUGUUUGAACUUUGAAGUUUUGAACUUUGGACUUUGGAAGUUUGGAAUCAAUGAUCAUACGCUAUCCAUUUGUAAAAUUUGUCAAUACGUGGUACUUGUAGGAUCAACGGGUUUUAAGGGGGUUUAAGCUGUAAAGACGACUCGUCGGUAAACAUUGGAAGCUCAUCUUUUUGUAAGCCUAAGGUUACCCCUGUAGAGCAUUGUCUUUAGGUAUCAGUUAACGAGUCCUUGAAAAUAUUUACUAUUGAAUUUGCAUUUCACUUUGAACUUGUUUUUCCGUCCAUGUUUGUGGGUUCGCUUUCUUGUACUUUUUGUCUCUGAUGUGUGUAACUUAUGCCCUACCUCCCCCAAGGAAAAAAAAAUUCAUGUGUGUAUACGUUUGUUGUUUUUAUGAACCCGAAGAUGAUAACUUUAGAAUGUUGGAUGGUUAUUACUAUGUUUUUUACCUUUAUUUAUUUAUUUUAUUACCGAAAUGUGCUGUUUUUUUCCCUAUUCUAAUUGAGCGACCAAAUGGAAGAAAAGGGACCUUGGAAUUAUUUGCUUUAAAGCUUUCUUAGUUGUUCCAUAGUAAGGUAAACUGAUAAUUUAAGUGCAACUGAUAAGUUAAGUGCACAUUUCAGGUUUAUGGGAUCAUCAAAUAUCAGAGAUUUGUUGACAUCAUUUAGUCCUUCUUUAGACUUCUUUGCCAUAAGUUCUGGAGAUGGUCGAAUUAAGAUCUGGGAAACUUUGAAGGGCCAGAUACAGACUGAAUUCUCAGACAUCACCUCAACUGAUGAGAUAAAUAUAUUAACCAGACAUGAAAGAGGGCACCUUUCAGUUGAUUAUACAUGCAUGAGGUGGUUAUCUUUGGACAGAAAGAGAAAAAGGAAGCUUGGUUACUCAUUGUUAGUCUUAGGAACAGGUAGUGGUGAUAUUUUAGCACUGGAUGUCUCUGCUGGUCAAUUGAAAUGGAGAAUUAGCGACUGCCACCCUGGGGGUGUUAAUGCCAUUUCAUCUCCUACGAAUGGUUCCUGUAUUUAUACUGCAGGUGCUGAUGGCAUGUUAUGUGAAAUUGAUUCUCUGUCGGGAAACCUGUUGCAGAAGUUCAGAGCUUCUACAAAGGCAAUUUCCCGUAUAUCUGUUUCGUCAGAUAGGAAGAUAUUAGCAACUGCAUCUGCACAGUUGAAGAUUUUCAAUAGUUCUGAUCACAAAAAGAUGCAGAAGUUUUCUGGGCAUCCUGGAGCUGUUCGCUGUAUGAUUUUUUCUGAAGAUGGGAAGUACAUCCUCUCCUCAGCUGUUGGUGAAAGAUAUAUAGCAGUAUGGAGAAUAAGUGGCGGCAAAAAGCAGUCAGUAAGCUGUGUUCUUGCAAUGGAGCACCCUGCUGUAGUACUUGACAGCAGGUGCAUUGAUAAUGGGGAAGCCAGUGAUGCAGGUCUAUAUGUUUUGGCUAUUUCAGAAGUUGGGGUUUGUUAUCUUUGGUUCGGUCAGAAAAUUGAGGAGCUACGCAAUAGCAAGCCUACAAAAGUCUCAUUAUCUUUUGAGGACAUUCCAUCUAUAAAUCAUAAGGGUGCAUUACCUACAAUAUUUGCUGCAAAAUUACAAGCCAUUACCAAACCUACGUCUGGGCAGGUCUUUGUUGCUUAUGGGUUACCAGUAAAGCCAUCCUUUCAGAAGAUUUUAGUGCAUUCUAGCUCAGAUAUAAGGUUGAAUAUCUCCAAUGAUGGGGUUCUUCUACCAAUUAGUCAAUCUCGCAUCAAAUCUAAGAAAGGAUUAGAUUUUCAAAAUGGAGUUACUGCAUUAGACCGUGCAAAUGCAGAGGAUGCCUUACUUCCUAUUCCGAAGAUUUAUUCUCAUGAAAAAAAGAAAAUAUAUACAAAUAUGAUUGUUGAGCCUGAUGAGGUAACGGCUCAUUCAAGUGGCAGUAACAGUCAAGCCAAGCUUGUAGAGAGGGAAGAUGACAUGGAUGAAGUAGAAGUGGACACUGAAGCAUUUUGCAUGGAGGACAAGCUGAGAUCAUUAGGGAUACUUAGUAAUGGAGAUGACCUAACAUUAGACUGUACAGUUGAUUUUGCAACAUUCAAGGGUGUUAAUCUUGAAGCUGAAAUGCCACCGAAGAAGAUAAGGGCAUCUGUUCUAUCUAUGGACCCUAGUGAUGCAUACAAGUUACUGCGAGUGUUGGUGUCCAAGUGGCAAUUUAGCAUUGACUUUUCAUUACCUAUCCGUUUGGUUUUUUCACCUCUUAGAUCGUCAGCCUCUUCUAGUUUGAACUCUUUGUAUUCUCACCAGGGCAUGCAGUGGAAAGUAUGCCCUUCCAUGGAUAUAUCAUAUACUUUUGAAUCACAGUCAUCAUGUUAUGUCUCAGGAACCGACAAGCCAGAUGCUCAACUCCUUAUAAAAGAUUACUAAACCCAGAGGUGCUGCCAUCCAACCUUUAUUACAAUUAUCGGGUCGUUUGCAACUUUUGAUGGCACAGAUUGACAGGGCUUUGCAGAACAAAACUCGGAUUUCGGCAUAUGAUAGCCAAAUAAAUGAAAGUGAAGAUGAGGGUGAAGAAGUUGAUGAAAUUCUUUAUGGAGAAGAAGAUGAUGAAUCUGAAUUAAGCAGUGAUGACAAUAGCUAGGUGCAUUGUACCAUAUGAGGUAAAUACUAUAUUAAGAGCAAGGAGAUUUUAUUUUUCCUUUGUUCUAGAAGUCUAUAUAAUUAGGAGGCAGACAGCUUGGAAGAGAUAAUUAUGUGAGCAUCCAUCAAUACCGUGAGCUUUGGUUGACAUUUUCAAGGCCUGGCAAGGUACUUGGAGUUUGAUCUUAAGGUUUUAGUCAUGCUUGGAGUAAAGGUCAUUAUCCUCAUGUAGGCAAGGCUGCUGAAAUCUAUGUAUGAGACAGUAAGUGUGUCCUUUCUACCAGUUUCAUGUUGAUCAAGACACAGAGGCUUAACACAUGGUGCAGGAUGUACAUCAAUUUGGGCCAGGUUGUUUACCAAUGGUGCCAAAUUAACCUACUUCAAACCUUUCUGUGGUCAGGCUGUUUCUCGCCUUGUCUUAUGGCCUACAGCUUUGUUUCCUUCUAGUUUUCCUCCUCGCUCAUGGGGAGGGAAUUCGGGUCAUGUCCAGACUGGUCCAUCAGGUGUUCUUUUUUCUUUUUUAAUUUUUGCCUGUAAUGUUGAAUGAGGCACAGUUUUGUAUCCCACCACACGAAUUAUUACUUAAAAAAAAUUGUCCCAUUAUGUUACUUAGAAAUAUAAAUUCUUCUGAAGGUUUAUGCCA